AUGGGGCAUCACGAAACUCAUGGUAUCUGUACCAUUCUCUCCCUACUCCUACUGUGGAGUACCAUCGUAUCCGCCGGAGACGAUGGCUUGGUCCGUAUUGCUUUGAAGAAGAGGCCGCUAAUGGAAGACAUCUAUAACAAGCUAGUGCCAAAGAUUACAACGGAGAACAGCGGGGCAGGGAGUAAGGUUGAUCCGGUGAGGGAAGCAGUUAACCAAGUUCGCGCCCAGGCACAAAGGAUAUUCACAGAGGCUGCGGCCAUGGAACAGCUGCUCAAGCGCCGUUGGAGUCACAGAGGGAUCGGAGGAAACAGACGUGUGCGCCAAGGUUACCAGGCCGUCGUCCCGCUCAAGAAGUACGUGAACGCUCAAUAUUUUGGGCAGAUUGGGGUUGGCUCCCCGCCACAGAAUUUCACGGUGGUCUUCGACACGGGGAGCGCCAACCUCUGGGUCCCUUCCGCCGAGUGCUUCUUCUCCCUUGCUUGCUACUUCCAUCCCAAGUAUGUAUCAAGACGGUCCAGCACCUACAAGGAGAACGGAACACCUGCUUCCAUUCAUUAUGGAAAAGGAGCAAUUUUUGGAUUUUACAGUCAAGAUCAAGUAACUAUUGGUGAUCUAGUUGUAAACAAUCAGGAAUUCAUUGAAGCUACUUACGAGCCUGGCUUUACAUUUUUAGCAGCAAAAUUCGAUGGCAUUCUUGGACUUGGAUUUAAGGAAAUUUCGGUUGAAGGCUCUGUUCCAGUCUGGUACAAUAUGGUUGCACAAGGCCUUGUGAACCAACAUGUUUUCUCCUUUUGGUUAAAUCGAAAUGCAAACAAUGGGGAUGGAGGUGAAAUUGUUUUCGGAGGUAGUGACCCCAAACAUUACAAAGGCAGCCAUACAUACACCCGAGUAACCCAGAAAGCAUACUGGCAGUUUGAAAUGGGAGACUUUCUUAUUGGUGGGAAGAGCACUGGAAUUUGUGUGGAUGGAUGUGCGGCAAUAGCAGACUCCGGAACUUCAUUGAUUGCUGGUCCAAUAGGUGUCAUUGCCCAGAUCAAUGAGCGAAUUGGAGCCACUGGAGUGGCUAACAAAGAGUGCAAACAAGUUGUUUCUGGAUAUGGACAAGAAAUGAUAGAGUUGCUGAAAUCGGAGACACCACCGGCACAAGUGUGUUCGAAGAUUGGGCUCUGCGCAUUUGACGGAACUAGAGGAGUAAGUGCUGGUAUUAAGAGGGUAACGGAAGAGGGACGAACAACAUCUGUAGACAACAUGUUUGAUGCUACAUGCAAUGCAUGCGAGAUGGCAGUGAGGUGGAUGCAAAGCGAAUUCGUUCAGAAUCAUACCAAGGAGGGCAUGUUGGAGUAUGUCGGUCGGCUCUGCCACAGUAUGCCUAGUCCCCUAGGAUCAUAUGUGGACUGUAGACACAUUGAUUCCCUGCAAAGUGUCUCGUUCAGCAUAGGCGGAAGGAUAUUUGAGCUCCAACCAGAACAGUACAUUCUCAAGGUUGGCGAUGGAUUCAUGGCUCAGUGUAUUAGCGGAUUCACGUAUUUGGACAUUCCCCCUCCAGUAGGCCCUCUCUGGAUAAUGGGUGAUGUCUUCAUGGGAGCAUACCACACCGUCUUUGACUAUGACAAGAUGAGUGUUGGCUUCGCGGAUACUGCAUGA
Messenger RNA from Triticum turgidum subsp. durum (durum wheat), 1644 nucleotides. Lineage: Eukaryota; Viridiplantae; Streptophyta; Magnoliopsida; Poales; Poaceae. The record is from the annotation of a GenBank genome assembly.